ACCUAAUUCAAUCGAACCGAACUAUUUACCAUCUCCUCAGGUCUCUCCUCGGGUUUCUAGUUGGAUCUCUCACUCUCGUCAGUGUAGUCGCUCAAAGUUCAGCUACUACUCAUUGUUUGGCUUCUAUCUCCUUCUUCUUCGCUCUCUUCGGAUCAAACCGGAUAUAUCUCUCUCUCGUUCUUCGUCUACCACUUCCUCAACAAUAGGGUUCGGAUCCGAAUCCCUUUCUCCAUAUUCAGCAUUUGCUACCUCUUCAUUUGGAGCUCUCUUCUUCCUCUUAUUUGUCGUCCACACUUUGUCAUAGCCAUUUUGUCGAUCGAACACAACAACAAUUUCCCACGAUCUAAUAGUUCUACCUAGUUUCACGAACACAACAAUAAUGAAAGAAAUAGAAAACGGUUUUGAAUUGAGAGAACUCGAAUAAUUAGGGUUAGAUUAUUUCAAUUAGAGAUUGGGUUUAGGGUUAGAUCCGAUUUCGUUUUGGGUGAACGGAUAAAACAUUGGUUUUGUGGAAUCUUAAAAUUUUUAAUUUAAAAAUAAUUCCAGACGAUUUCUCGUUAAUCGAUCGUUCUCCUUCCUUCAGUAUCGAAUUAGAGUUUCUGUGGAAUACAGUUUUUGAUAGAAACAAUGCAAAUUUCGGUGGUUAAUAGCAGUCUCUGCCAUCCGAUUGCGUCGUUUCCGUCAUCCACCUUUCAUUCUCAUCGACCUCAUCGAUUCUCAAAUAGAAUUUCAGGAAACGGUAGUUGGGUUCGCGAAAGGAGAAGACUUUCUGUGAAAUCUAGUAACUCAGAAGCAAAAUCGAAUGAAUCAUCACAGAAAUCGAGCAGCAAUAAUACAUCAAGCUUCUUGUCCUUUCUCUGUCCAUUGCUUAAAGUUUUCUCUGGAGGUGAUCCUUCUCAACGACGGAAUCAUGCUCUGGAGGUUGCAACUUCUUCAUUAGCAUCUGUUGCAAGACUUCCAUGGGGAUCUCGAGUAUCAACUGGGAGUAUAGAUAACCAAGAUGUCUCUUCUAAUCCGCCUUUGCGAUUGCAGCUUUUUGAAUUUGAGGCAUGUCCCUUUUGUCGAAGGGUGCGGGAAGCCAUGACUGAGCUAGACCUUUCUGUAGAAGUUUAUCCUUGUCCUAAAGGAUCUGUAAGACACAGAGAACUGGUUAGACGAUCUGGCCGAAAAGAGAUGUUUCCAUUCCUCGUCGACCCGAAUACUGAAACUUUAAUGUAUGAGAGUGGUGACAUUGUAUUGUACCUAUUUAAACAAUAUGGAAAUGGAAGAGGCCCUUCCACAGGACUUCUGGAAAGCACCUUGUUCACUGGAUGGAUGCCAACUCUUCUCCGAGCAGGUAGAGGAAUGUCAUUGUGGGACAAGGCUUCAACAGAUCUGCCUCCUAAAAUGCUCGAGCUCUUCUCUUACGAAAACAACCCGUAUUCACGGUUGGUGCGUGAAGCACUGUGUGAGCUGGAACUCCCCUAUGUAUUACACAACAUUGGAGAAGGGUCCACACGGAUGAAAUCGCUUCUAAAGGCUUCAGGAUCCAAUAAGGUUCCAUUCUUGGUUGAUCCAAACACUGGUGUCCAAUUAGGUGAUUACCAGAAGAUUCUGGCUUACCUCUUCGAGACUUAUUCUUCAGCAGCAUCUGCAUAGUCCAUAGAACCUUUUUUUUUUUUUUCUUGUGCAAAGUCCAUAAAACCUAUACACCAUUAUUCCCAAGGUACAAGCUUUUGACGAUCCACAUGUUUUAACAAAUACUGAGAAACUGUUUGACAUGGAAGUUCAUGGUCAAAAUCCGAACUUUCCAAUA
Molecule: messenger RNA, 1795 nt
Organism: Arabidopsis lyrata subsp. lyrata
Lineage: Eukaryota; Viridiplantae; Streptophyta; Magnoliopsida; Brassicales; Brassicaceae
Exons: 10
Coding region: 628-1638 (336 amino acids)
Cellular component (GO): chloroplast
Source: RefSeq, a predicted model, not a curated record